AGACAGGCCAGCUCUUCAAAGCAAGGUCACAUCCCGAUCAAAGUCGGUGCCAUUGCCAUCUUGGUGAAUUACCUCGAUGACAAAGGAGAGUUGUUGACCACAAUUCCGCCUGUCAGAACAGAGAUGUCGAAGUUAAAACGAAGAGGAUGCGCUCAUUUUGAUGGAGAUCAGUCUGAGGACGGAAGUGUGGAUUUCAGCUUUUGUUUAGACUGGACAUUUGAGGAAGUUGAUGCUUACAUUCGAAGAUUAUUUCCCAAAGUCUUUGAAUACCUUGACUCUGUGAAGGUUGGUGAUGUCAAAGGGAAGGCUACGGACAAUGGGGCAUCUGAAUGGGUGUUAAUUUCGAAAGAGAACCGCAGGCUCAGUGUCGCACCUGAGCCCUUCCCAACUGGCAAACACCUCGAACGGUACAAAGGCAGAAGCAAUGCCCCACUUCAACAGACAAAUAUCUUUAUUGGUGAGUCGUUGAUAAAUUCGUCCUAG
Messenger RNA from Suillus discolor, 483 nucleotides. RefSeq lists its product as uncharacterized. The record is from RefSeq and is a predicted model, not a curated record. NCBI's taxonomy places the organism in Eukaryota, Fungi, Basidiomycota, Agaricomycetes, Boletales, Suillaceae. The annotation marks the transcript as partial. The transcript is spliced from 2 exons.